GUCUUGCCCUCUUAUCAUUAUUUCAUACAACAAUCCAUUUUCGUCCCUAUAAUAAUAUCACAACAACCUGCAACUUUCUUUCUCUAAAAAAUAUGGCAGAAACAAUUGUCUCUGUUAUUGCUGGGGAACUCUUGAGUAAGGUGAUGUCCCUUACUUCCAAUGAAGUCUCCUUGGGAUGGGGUGUCAAGAAUGAUGUACAAGAGCUUGCUGGCACCUUAACCACCAUCAAAACUGUUCUCUUAGAUGCUGAAGAGAAACAAACCCAAAAUAAGAAGCUGAGAGUUUGGCUGGAAAAGCUUAAGGAGGUUUGCUAUGAUGUUGAAGAUGUUUUGGAUGAAAUUGAGGUGAAAGAUUUGUGUAAGCAAGUGAUGAAUGGUCAAAGCAUUUCAAGAAAGCAAAUUAGAAUAUUUGUGUGAAGAUAUUGGUCGCUUGAGAGUCAUUCGAAGACUAUACAUUUUCGAUUGUCCAAGUCUCAUCUCAUUACCACGUGGUGUAAGAAGCCUAAGCUCAUUAGAAGAACUUCGUUUGAAAAAUUGUGUAAGGCUUAAUCUUGAUUUGAGCAUAGGAUCAGAUGAGCAACACAAUCAUGAAGAACUCAAUAGCACACGACCUCCCCUUCGAUUGCUUCUAAUUAAUAAUUUACCACAAUUGGUGAAAUUGCCGCAAUGGCUACUUUGCUGUUCGGCAGAAACUCUGCAAACCUUGCGUAUUAAAAAUUGUACCAAGUUGAAGGCACUACCAGAGUCAAUGCAAAAACUUCAAGCUCUUCGGGUUUGGAAUUGUCCUGAAUUGUCAUCUCUACCCAAGGAUAUCAAUCAUCUCAUCGCUUUGAGAGAACU
Messenger RNA from Mangifera indica (mango), 839 nucleotides. Its product is annotated as disease resistance protein RGA2-like. The transcript is spliced from 2 exons. The record is from RefSeq and is a predicted model, not a curated record. Bases 93 to 416 code for a protein of 107 amino acids. Lineage: Eukaryota; Viridiplantae; Streptophyta; Magnoliopsida; Sapindales; Anacardiaceae.